AUGUUACACGAAAAACUUGAAGAAUAUAACAGUGCCUUUGAAAAAAUCAUGGAAGAGCUUGAAGAGCCUGAAAUGCCAGAAGAUCCAAAAAGUUCUGCCCCGUCAACAACAGACGAAACCCCCAAAAAAAGCAGUUUUGAUAAUGUCUUCUCCAAGAUUGACGACACUCGUGCAGUAGAUUGGCUUGACUUUCUUCUGUACAUUGCUCUCCUUUUUGUUGUCCCAUUCUUACCAAACAGGGCUGUCAAAACUGCGGUGUUGUCACUUGUCAAAGGUUGUGCACUGGCAUUGCAAUGGACACUGACUUUGGAGUUGCUGGAUAAGAUGGAUGUACAUUUUAAACACUGGCACCACUAUCUAUUGCAACAAGUCCAGAACAAGACUAUAUCUCUUAGUGUCUUCAGACCAGUACAGCACUAUCUUGUGCAUAUACUAUUCAUUGUCAAGCAACUAAGUCUACUUCGAUACUACUCUACUUGGUCAAUGGAGAGAGUAAUUGGUGUCUUUUUCAAGCUAAUCAAGUCAAAGUGUAAGGGCAGCCGUAAUGCUAGUUUUCUUGUGGAGCGAUUUGCAUUGCAUAACUAUAUCAACACUGCCAUCCGUAUCCAGAACGAAAUUGAUCUUAUUCAGCUCAAACCAUAUGGUAGAGAAAGUUAUAUGGAUCUUCCUAAUGAUCCUAGUGAAGGUGUAAGCAGCCCUAGUGUGAAGGAUGCCUUAACUAGAUACUAUCAACAAACUUUGGGUUUGAUGAUUUCUGAUAUUGAUGAUUCUACAAUUGUUGUUGCUGGUCGUUUAUGGAUGAAUUUGACUAUACAUUCAUCUUGCAUGUAUUGA
This is a messenger RNA of Phycomyces blakesleeanus NRRL 1555(-), 834 nucleotides long. RefSeq lists its product as hypothetical. The transcript is spliced from 4 exons. The record is from RefSeq and is a predicted model, not a curated record. The coding region runs from base 1 to 834 and encodes 277 amino acids. NCBI's taxonomy places the organism in Eukaryota, Fungi, Mucoromycota, Mucoromycetes, Mucorales, Phycomycetaceae.